Molecule: messenger RNA, 2808 nt
Organism: Populus euphratica (Euphrates poplar)
Lineage: Eukaryota; Viridiplantae; Streptophyta; Magnoliopsida; Malpighiales; Salicaceae
Product: NADPH--cytochrome P450 reductase-like
Exons: 18
Cellular component (GO): cytosol
Molecular function (GO): FMN binding; NADPH-hemoprotein reductase activity; flavin adenine dinucleotide binding
Source: RefSeq, a predicted model, not a curated record
GGAAAGGCACCAAAAGGCAAAACCCCAAAAUGUAAUGUAAGAAAAGGAAAAGAAGGCCAUGCACUUGUAGUCGAACGCUUGAACUCUCUAGCCAUUUCUGUUGGGAGACGACAAGCACUCUUUCUUUUUUCUAUGUUCUUAAUUCUUUAAUUCCUUAAGUCACUUGCAAGCCCAGAGGUGGUCUCACAUAAAAUACAGUGUAUACGUUUCUCUGUGUUUCCUGCCCCCCCAAUCUCGGCAGCAUUUUUAAGACGACCAAACCAAAUCAAACUUAAUAAAAUAAGAACAGAAAAUGCGAUUAUACAUAUCUUAAUCAAGGAUGAGUUCUGGUGGUUCUGAUUUGGUUAGGUUCGUUGAAUCAGUGCUGGGGGUGUCUUUUGGUGACUCGGUGUCUGACUCUGUGGUUGUGAUAAUUACAACGUCUUUUGCGGUUGUAUUUGGAUUGGUGGUGUUUAUAUCGAAGAGAUCAUCAGAUCGGAGCAAAGUCGUGAAGCCGUUGGUGGUUCCUAAGUCACUGUCAGUUAAGGAUGAAGAAGACGAGCCCGAGGCUCUGGCUGGGAAAACUAAGGUUACUAUUUUUUACGGGACUCAGACCGGGACAGCAGGGGGUUUUGCUAAGGCUUUAGCUGAAGAGGUCAAAGCAAGAUAUGAGAAAGCAGCUGUUAAAGUUGUUGACCUGGAUGAUUAUGAUGUGGAGGAUGAUCAAUAUGAAGAAAAAUUGAAGAAAGAGACUUUGGCAUUGUUCAUGGUUGCCACUUAUGGAGAUGGAGAGCCAACUGAUAAUUCUGCUAGAUUUUAUAAGUGGUUUACUGAGGGAAAUGUAAGGGGAAUCUGGCGUCAACAGCUUUCCUAUGGCAUUUUUGGCCUUGGUAACCGUCAAUAUGAACAUUUUAAUAAGAUAGCAAAGGAGCUUGACGACCUGCUCUGCGAACAAGGAGGAAAGCGUCUUGUUCUUGUUGGUCUUGGUGAUGAUGAUCAAUGCAUAGAAGAUGAUUUUUCUGCUUGGAAAGAAUUAUUGUGGCCUGAGUUAGACCAGUUGCUCAGAGAUGAAGAUGAUGUGAACUCUCCAUCUACUCCUUACGCAGCUGCUAUACCUGAAUAUCGAUCAGUGAUUCAUGAUCCUUCAAUUGCAUCUGUCAAGGAUAAAUUCUCAAACUUGGCAAAAGGGAAUGUUUCUUUUGAUAUUCACCAACCAUGCCAAGUCAAUGUUGCUGUCCAAAAAGAGCUUCACAAAGCUGAGUCUGAUCGGUCUUGCUUACAUCUGGAGUUUGACAUAACAGGGACUGGCAUUAUAUAUGAAACUGGAGACCAUGUGGGGGUGUAUGCUGAGAACAGUAAUGAGAUUGUUGAAGAAGCAGGGAAGUUGUUGGGUCAACCUUUAGAUUUGUUGUUUUCUAUUCAUGCUGAUAAUGAGGAUGGAACAGCUAUUGGAAGCUCAUUGCCUCCUCCUUUCCUAGGUCCAUGCACCCUUCACCCUGCAUUGGCAUGCCAUGUAGAUCUCUUGAGCCCUCCUAAAAAGGCUGCUUUGCUUGCUUUGGCUGCUCAUGCCAGGGAACCUAGUGAGGCAGAGAGACUCAGGUUUUUAUCAUCACAGAAAGGAAAGGGUGAGUACUCGCAAUGGGUUAUGGCUAGUCAGAGAAGUCUUCUUGAGGUGAUGGCCGAGUACCCAUCUGCCAAACCUUCCCUUGGUAUCUUUUUUGCUGCAGUGGCUCCUCGCCUACAGCCUCGUUACUAUUCUAUCUCAUCCUCUCCUAGAUAUGCUCCCAAUAGAGUGCAUGUGACAAGUGCUUUAGUAUAUGGUCCAAGUCCCACUGGUAGAAUUCACAAAGGGGUGUGUUCAACUUGGAUGAAGAAUGCAGUUCCUCUAGAGAAAAGGCAUGACUGUAGUUGGGCUCCCAUUUUCAUCAGAACAUCAAAUUUCAAGUUACCAGCCAAUCCUUCAACUCCAAUUAUUAUGGUGGGACCUGGUACUGGACUGGCACCUUUCAGAGGAUUUCUACAGGAAAGAAUGGCCCUGAAAGAGGAUGGUACACAGCUUGGUCCAGCCCUGCUUUUCUUUGGAUGCAGAAAUCACCAAAUGGAUUUCAUAUAUGAGGAUGAGCUCAAUAAUUUUGCUGCGCAAGGUGUGAUAUCCGAGUUAUUAGUUGCAUUCUCAAGGGAGGGGCCACAGAAGUAAUAUGUUCAACAUAAGAUGGUAGAUAAAGCAGCAGAGAUAUGGAGUAUAAUUUCUCAAGGGAGUUAUCUUUAUGUGUGUGAUGAUGCCAAGGGUAUGGCAAGAGAUGUUCAUUGGACUUUGCGCGCUAUUGUUCAAGAGCAGGGAGGCUUGGACUCAUCAAAAACCGAGUCUAUGGUGAAGAAACUCCAAAUAGAAGGCCGGUAUCUAAGAGAUGUCUGGUGAUAACAACAUUUUCACAUUGAAUCUGCCUUUGAUUGCUCGUAACCUCACCAAGUACAGCAUUGAAUUUAUUCAUCUACUAUUCCAGCUUCUUCUGGACUCUGGAGUCCCAGCAGGGUUGGAUAAGGAUGGGGGAGAAUCUGGAAGUUGAUUACCCUAGAAAUUUAGACCCUGUUAUUCUCUGGCCGUCCCUUUAUCACAUUUCAUUUUCUACUAUUUUGGUUUGAAUAGGAUCCUGUUAGUCUCUACUGUCUCCUAGAUGAGAGAUCCCCGGGCAGGGAGCAUGUAGUUAGCUGUAAGAUGUCAAAAGGGGCAUAAAGAAUGUUAGCGAUGGUCGGUGCAUGAACCAUUGUGGUAAAGUAAAAAGGUUACAAGGUGGAAAUAAAGCUGAACUUGCGAUUCUGAAACUGAAA